AUGGAUAAAUAUGAAAAAAUCAAAAAAAUUGGUGAAGGUUCUUAUGGACAAGUUUUUAAAUGUCGAAAUAAAGAUACAGGUGAAACAGUUGCAAUUAAAAAAUUUAUUGAAUCUGAUGAUGAUCCAGCAAUAAAACGUAUUGCUAUGAGAGAAAUUCGAAUGUUAAAACAUUUAAAACAUGAAAAUUUAGUAAAUUUAAUUGAAGUAUUUAAAACAAAACGAAAACAUAAAUUACAUUUGGUAUUUGAAUAUUGCGAUAGAACUGUACUUGAUGAACUUGAAUCAUAUCGUAAUGGUGUACCAGAAACAAUGAUUAAGAGAAUAACAUAUCAAGUAUUAAAUGCAGUAGAUUUUUGUCAUCGUCAUAAUUGUAUUCAUCGUGAAAAGAAUGAAUCAAUGUUUUUUCUUAUCAACGUAGGUCAACAACUUGAAAUGACUGAUUAUGUGGCAACAAGAUGGUAUCGAGCACCAGAAUUAUUAGUCGGAGAUCGACAAUAUGGGACAGCUGUUGAUGUUUGGGCAAUUGGAUGUGUUUUUUGUGAAUUAUACUCUGGCAUACCAAUAUGGCCAGGUAAAUCAGAUGUUGAUCAACUUUAUUUAAUUCGUAAAACUCUGGGUAAUCUUAUUGAUAAACAUGUAACUAUAUUAAAAAGUAAUCCUCAUUAUAAAAAUGUGCAUAUUCCUGAACCUGAUACAAUUGAACCAUUAGAACAAAAAUUUCCAUAUGUAUCUGAACGUAGUCUUGAUUUUAUGAAAAGUUGUUUAGUAAUGGAUCCUGAUAAACGUUCAACAUGUAAUCAAUUAAUACAACAUCAAUAUUUUGAUGGAUUUACGAAUGAAUUCGAUCGAGAACGAAAAGAACAACAAAAGCAAUUACAACGUGAACAACAAAAAUUAUUACAACAACAACAGCAGCAACAACAGCAACAGCAACAACAACAGCAACAAACGAAACUUCAAAAUAAUGUUUAUAUUCCUAGUACAAAACAGCAAAAUCCAGGAAAAACUCUUCCAAGUUUAAUGGGCAUAACUGGAACACAUCUGUCUAAUGUUCAUUCAACUUCAACGAAUCCCGGAGAAUAUUUAAGGCCAAGUCGACUUGAAAUCUAUCUUGAUCCUGAUCAACGUAUAAAUGUAACGAAAUCACGUUUUGGAAAUUCUCAACAUGCAAAUGUAUCAACGACAAAUUUAACGAAUGAUUCAGAUUUAUCAAUAAAACCAUCACCACAAUCGAAACGUUUAGCUUAUGGAGAUAAUUUUACACAUUUUCCAAAUAUAUAA
Messenger RNA from Adineta steineri, 1281 nucleotides. NCBI's taxonomy places the organism in Eukaryota, Metazoa, Rotifera, Eurotatoria, Adinetida, Adinetidae. The record is from the annotation of a GenBank genome assembly.